This is a messenger RNA of Tauraco erythrolophus (red-crested turaco), 1269 nucleotides long. The record is from RefSeq and is a predicted model, not a curated record. Lineage: Eukaryota; Metazoa; Chordata; Aves; Musophagiformes; Musophagidae.
AUAAUCCGCGUGCAGUCGCCGGAGGGAGUGAAGCGCAUCACGGCCACGAAGCGAGAAACGGUGGCGACGUUCCUCAAGAAGGUUGCAAAAGAAUUUGGUUUCAGGAACAAUGGCUUUUCUGUGUACACCAACAGAAACAGGACAGGCGAGAUCACGGCGUCGCAAAACAAAUCCCUCAACUUACUGAAAAUCAAGCAUGGCGAUAUGCUGUUUCUCUACCCCUCGAGCCCGGCUGGCUCCUCCUCGGAGACCAUGGACACCUCUGCCACUCAGGGCUUGCGGCCCGUGGGAGCCCCCCAGGUGGUGGAAGAUGAGAUCGACCAGUAUCUGAUCAAACAGGAUGGGAAGAUUUACCGGAAUCGAGACCAGCAGCUGUGUCGCCACGGCCCCCUGGGUAAAUGUGUGCAUUGUGUACCGCUGGAGCCUUUCGAUGAGGAUUAUCUAAACCAUCUGGAACCUCCUGUGAAGCAUAUGUCCUUCCAUGCCUACAUCAGGAAGCUGACCGGAGGGGCUGACAAGGGAAAAUUUGUCGCCCUGGAAAACAUCAGCUGUAAGAUCAAAUCGGGCUGUGAAGGGCACCCUCCUUGGCCAGAAGGCAUUUGUACAAAGUGUCAGCCAAGUGCCAUCACUCUCAACAGACAGAAAUACAGGCAUGUUGACAACAUCAUGUUUGAGAACCACACAAUUGCAGAUCGCUUCCUCGACUUCUGGCGGAAGACAGGGAACCAGCACCUCGGGUACCUGUACGGCCGGUACACGGAGCACAAAGACAUCCCGCUGGGGAUCCGGGCGGAGGUCGCUGCCAUCUAUGAGCCCCCCCAGAUCGGUACGCAGAACAGCCUGGAGAUCCUGGAAGAUCCAAAAGCCGAGGUGGUGGACGAGAUCGCUGCAAAGCUCGGACUGAGAAAGGUUGGCUGGAUAUUUACUGAUCUGGUCUCUGAAGACACACGGAAAGGGACCGUUCGAUACAGCAGAAACAAGGACACGUAUUAUCUCAGUGCAGAAGAGUGCAUCACAGCUGGAAACUUUCAGAACCAGCAGCCCAACAUCUGUCGCCUUUCUCCAGAUGGUCAUUUCGGAUCCAAGUUUGUCACGGUUGUGGCUACAGGUGGUCCCGACAACCAGGUCCACUUCGAGGGGUACCAGGUGUCGAAUCAGUGCAUGGCGCUGGUUCGAGACGAGUGUCUGCUGCCCUGCCGGGACGCGCCGGAGCUGGGCUACGCCAAGGAGUCCAGCAGCGAGCAGUACGUGCCCGAUGUGUUCUAUAAG